AUGAUGUUCGAAAAUGAGAUCAGCAAUGUCGUUGCCCUUCAGACCAGCGAUAAAUCAAUCUACGUUUACAAUAUGAUGUUCGAAAAUAUGAUCAGCAAUGUCUUUGCCUUUCAGGCCAGCAACAAAUCACUGUACGUUUACAAUAUCAUGUUCGAAAAUGAGAUCAAUAAUUUCGUUGCUCUUCAGACCGGCAACAUAUCACUGUACGUUUACAAUAUGAUAUUCGAAAAUGAGAUCAGCAAUGUCGUUGCCCUUCAGGCCAGCAACAAAUCACUGUACAUUUACAAUAUGAUUUUCGAAAAUGAGAUCAAUAAUUUCAUUGCUCUUCAGACCAGCAACAUAUCACUGUACGUUUACAAUAUAAUGUUCGAAAAUGAGAUCAGCAAUGUCGUUGCCCUUCAGACCAGCAACAAAUCAAUGUACGUUUACAAUAUGAUGUUCGAAAAUGAGAUAAGCAAUGUCGUUGCCCUUCAGACCAGCAAUAAAUCAAUCUACGUUUACAAUAUGAUGUUCGAAAAUAUGAUCAGCAAUGUCUUUGCCCUUCAGGCCAGCAACAAAUCACUGUACGUUUACAAUAUCAUGUUCGAAAAUGAGAUCAGCAAUGUCGUUGCCCUUCAGACCAGCGAUAAAUCAAUCUACGUUUACAAUAUGAUGUUCGAAAAUAUGAUCAGCAAUGUCGUUGCCCUUCAGGCCAGCAACAAAUCACUUUACGUUUACAAUAUGAUUUUCGAAAAUCAGAUCAAUAAUUUCAUUGCUCUUCAGACCAGCAACAUAUCACUGUACGUUUACAAUAUGAUGUUCGAAAAUGAGAUCAGCAAUGUCGUUGCCCUUCAGACCAGCAACAAAUCAAUGUACGUUUACAAUAUGAUGUUCGAAAAUGAGAUAAGCAAUGUCGUUGCCCUUCAGACCAGCAAUAAAUCAAUCUACGUUUACAAUAUGAUGUUCGAAAAUAUGAUCAGCAAUGUCUUUGCCCUUCAGGCCAGCAACAAAUCAAUGUACGUUUACAAUAUGAUGUUCGAAAAUGAGAUCAGCAAUGUCGUUGCCCUUCAGGCCAGCAACAAAUCAAUGUACGUUUACAUGUACGUUUACAAUAUGAUGUUCGAAAAAGAGAUCAGCAAUGUCGUUGCCCUUCGGCCCAGCAACAAAUCAAUGUACGUUUACAAUAUGAUGUUCGAAAAUGAGAUCAGCAAUGUCUUUGCCCUUCAGCCCAGCAACAAAUUACUGUAG
Molecule: messenger RNA, 1227 nt
Organism: Stegodyphus dumicola
Lineage: Eukaryota; Metazoa; Arthropoda; Arachnida; Araneae; Eresidae
Product: spore coat assembly protein ExsA-like
Source: RefSeq, a predicted model, not a curated record